CACACACGGCCGUGGACAAAGCGGGUUCAGACAAUGAAUGGAUGGAUGGAUUUUGUGUGUUUUUUAUAAAUGAACAAAUGGCACACAUGUAAGCAAUCGGGUUUUAUUAGCAAUAUGUUACCAUAUUUCGAAAAACCCAUAUGGUUUUUGUUUGACGCUCUAGAAAUGUUGAUUAUGUAUUCGGUUUAGGUGAGUUUUCUUGCAAAUUGUGCAACUCACAAAAUAGUUUUGCAUUUGUUUUCUGUUAGUUGUGUUCUGUUUGAAGAGACUCAGUAGAUAAAUGUCGCUGGAACAUUCUGAGUUUAAAUUCCCUAAAUGUGACAGAUUGUGCUCAUCUGCAUAGUAAACCACAAUCUGCAUAAAUUUAUGAUAACUGCAUUUUAUGGGGGGGACGCAAAACAUUAGAUUCUAACUGGCUUAAUUAAAAAACCUACAAAUUACAGCCCACUUAAAUUUCCCAAACAGUCAUCUGUCCUUAGUUUGUCUCUUAGAGCACGCUGUUUUCCCACAGAUUGUCUUAUCAGGGCUUGGCAUAGCUGCACCCUGGAACAGCUGAUGGGAGGAGUCAAUUCAACUGAAGUAAACCUUUUACCAGCUCCAAAAAGCCAUCACUGCUACGAAACUGUCUCUCAUUUAACUCCAGCAAGUUAAAAAAACAUGCCAUUUCUCAGAGACGUGUGCGUGAAGGUUUCUGACUUAACAGGGCUGAGUGACAAGGACUUUUGUGUCUCCGCCAGGUUGAGUUUUUGAAGCAAAUCCAUCUCCUGAAUGUGUUCAGCAGCCAACUAUGUUCUCCCCUUGAGGAGAACCUGUGAGGAGGUAGCUGCUCCAGGCAGGCUGUGUGGAGGAGUGUCCAUCCACGCUAAUUUAACUGGAGUCAGGCCACAUGGCGCUCCACAGGACUCAGACAUGGAUGUGGCUUGGCAGGAGCUAAUGGCCAUCACAGAGUUACAGGAGUUUCAAGUCCCAAGUGAAGGCUCCUAUGAAUCCACUCAGUACCAAAGUGUGCAGCCCAUGGCCCCUGCUGGAGAUUAUGGGAUGGUUCAGCCUCAUUGUGGACCUCUUCCUGCUGCUUGGGACCUGAGUGCUGCUGACACUCACGAGGGCUGCUGCUACCCUGAGGAAAUGUCCACCUGCUCCCGUCUGAGCAGCAACACAGAGACAGGCUAUGAAAACCCAGAGCAUCAGCUGGGUCAAAGGAUGCUGCCCGUCUCUUCUCAUGCUCAGUCAUCUCUCAUGAGCAUGACAAGUACCAGUAAGGGUCACAGGAGGCCCAAUGCCUGCCUGUCUCAGGGUUUGAACCGGCACAUGAUGUGGACUACACUGGGACAAAAUGCACCGGUUCGCUCCGCUGAUGAUCUAGAGUCAGAUUCUGGUCUCUCACUGGGAUCCAGUCCUCCUUUGGCCUCCCCAGACAACCCUGCAGUUGGCACACCAGGUUACCACAACCUAGACAUGAGCUUGGUGUAUAAAGACUGUGAGGACAGCAUGGCUGAGCACACAAGAAGAGCCCGUGUUAAUUACUCAAUGGACUGUCAGAGCCAGUCAUAUUUACACUCAGGUGAACAUGCAUCUUAUUUUUCUCCUCAGCCUAAUUUAUCUUACCCACAAUCCUGUGCUGUAACCUCUCACCCAGUGAAACAGCCAAGCCCGGCUGACCAGUACAGCGUCAUGACCAGUAGAGUGGGCACACACCACACUGUGUUCACCAAACCACAAGGGGGCAUUUCUACUCCAAUGAGCAGGGACGAGAGGAGGGCCGCGGCUUUGAAGAUCCCCUUCCCCAUGGAAAAGAUUAUUAAUCUACCCGUGGACGACUUCAACGAGCUCCUAACCCAGUACACCCUCAACGACACUCAACUGGCGCUUGUCAGAGACAUCAGGCGCAGAGGGAAGAACAAGGUGGCCGCUCAGAAUUGCAGGAAAAGGAAGCUGGAGAGCAUAAUUCAUCUAGAAAGAGAACUGAACCACCUGCAGGCCCAACGAGACCACCUGGUCCAGGAACGCCUGGAGUUCACACGCAGCCUGGCCUUUAUCAAAUGUCGCCUCACAGACCUCUACAAGGAAGUGUUUUCUCACUUAAGAGACCAGGACGGACAGCCUUACUCUGUAGAUGACUAUUCCCUACAGCAGACACCUGAUGGAAGUAUUUAUUUGGUACCACAUUCAAUGGAUAAUAGAGAAUAAUAUGUGAUAUUUGAGGUUGUCCCCCUGUAUUAAAAAGGUGCUUAACUGCCAAUCUCGUUCAGCUGGUUUUUAAAAACGUAUUCAAACCAUAACAGAUGGAGAUGACAUUUUUAUUAAAAAAUACUUUAUUCAAAAGGUAAAAAAAUAUGCUGCACAGCAGUCUUCAGUUAAAAAAUGCUUCCACAUGCAACCAUUGUCCCGUUAACCUGUGGGAGAAGGAACAUGAGGAUCAAUUAAAUCAAGGUGAAAACGUGGUUGUAGUCCAUUUGUACCUGAGUGAGGCUGUCACUGGGAAGCUACUGGUCUGAAUUUGGAGCCAUUGUUGAUUCACCUGGAGAGCAGAAAACAAUGAGUAAAAGGCACUUGCAAUUAUCAGUUAUUUGUAUUUAAUGCAUGCAGUUAUGUUUGGACUCUCUGCAAAGAGUCCAAUUUAACCGUCAACACUGGUGCGAGUACAAACUUAAAAGUUUACAUUAUUGGCUUUACAACUCACUACCAGCUACAAAAAAAAAAAAAAGAAA
Nothobranchius furzeri (turquoise killifish) is the source of this 2708-nucleotide messenger RNA. NCBI's taxonomy places the organism in Eukaryota, Metazoa, Chordata, Actinopteri, Cyprinodontiformes, Nothobranchiidae. The record is from RefSeq and is a predicted model, not a curated record.